Molecule: messenger RNA, 597 nt
Organism: Phytophthora infestans T30-4
Lineage: Eukaryota; Oomycota; Peronosporomycetes; Peronosporales; Peronosporaceae
Product: amino acid/auxin permease-like protein
Exons: 1
Coding region: 1-597 (198 amino acids)
Source: RefSeq, a predicted model, not a curated record
AUGCACCAGAGUCCCGAGAUCGUGCGCUUCAACGCCGAGCACGACCAGGCCAACGUGGACCUCGACAUGGAGAUUCAGGAGAAGCGUUCGUACAUGGAGAGCUCGACUCCCGUGGACCCGGCGAACCGUCAGGUGUCUGCGUCGAGUCUGGUCGAGAAGACGGAGGGUCGGAUGUCGCACCUGCGUGUGGCUCUGGAGUUCGGUGAGCAUGAGGAGGAAGACGAGUCCUACCGUAAGAACCCGCUGCACUACAUCGCUCUUCGCAUUUGUAUUAUCGCGAUCCUGGUGGUGGUUGCCGUGCUGGCGCGUAAGCGUUUCCUCGACCUGCAGGACUUCACGGGUGCCACUGCCCACACGACGAGCUGCUUGUUGUUGCCGUUGAUUAUCUACAUGCGCGUGUCCUGGAACCGAAUGUCGAUCUUCGACAAGGGCGCUUCGAUUAUUUGCAUUGUGGUGUGCGCCUUCACGGGUUGCUACGUGAUGAUCCACGCCGGUGAGCACCUGUUCGCCCCUUCGGACGACGACACUCUGUUCCCGUACUGCGAGGAAGAGUUUAUGGAUGCGCCGUACUACAUCCGCAACAACAGCACCAACUAA